Molecule: messenger RNA, 529 nt
Organism: Astrephomene gubernaculifera
Lineage: Eukaryota; Viridiplantae; Chlorophyta; Chlorophyceae; Chlamydomonadales; Astrephomenaceae
Source: the annotation of a GenBank genome assembly
CUGCUGUGGGCGGCCGCUCUGAGCAUUGCCAUCGGUGCGGCAGCAUCUUCCGUGCCUGUAGCUCAUGAUGUCGGCAUCGGUCGCAACCUCCUGGCGGCAAACAACGGUUUUCCUUGGUGUCAGUGCCUGAGCUAUGACUGCGUCUGUAGUCCUUACAAGAUCACCUUAGCGGACUACGUCGUGAACGCUACGUCGGCACGGACUUGCUUCAACGUUGCCUACGUUGGCUGCGACAAGACGCUUGCCUGCUGCAGCGGUAUGCUGAAGGCUGUCGAAAAGCUGACGUUUGAGACAACGCAACAAUGCAGCAUCAAGUCCAACAUUCCCCGGGUGACUGUUAAUGGGCAGCUCUAUACCUCAUGGAACACAUACUCCCACAACACCACGUUUGGUGCUGGUUACGAGCUGAAAUUGUAUAACUUGGGAAUGCGCAACGCCACCUUCGUCGGAACGCAAAUCUGCAUUACGACAAAGAAGCCAUGCAGCACCUUUGGAGACCUGUGCUACAGCUCCGUAACCAAGGGCUGCC